Molecule: messenger RNA, 1388 nt
Organism: Hibiscus syriacus
Lineage: Eukaryota; Viridiplantae; Streptophyta; Magnoliopsida; Malvales; Malvaceae
Product: protein trichome birefringence-like 39
Exons: 5
Coding region: 18-1100 (360 amino acids)
Cellular component (GO): Golgi apparatus
Molecular function (GO): O-acetyltransferase activity
Source: RefSeq, a predicted model, not a curated record
AAUUAACCCAAACCCCCAUGGGUAUGGGUUUAGUGUUAUUCUCUCUGUUUUUGUUGUUUUUACAACACACAAAAGGCGAGGAUUUCAAUGCCAUAAAUAACAAUGCCAACAACAGAAGCAGAAUCUUAGCUACAAGCUGCAACUGGUUCAGAGGGAAAUGGGUUUACGACCCUUCGUAUCCUCUCUACGACCCUUUCAAAUGCCCCUUCAUCGAGGCCGAAUUCGAUUGCCAAAAAUAUGGCCGACCCGAUUCCAAUUAUCUCAAGUACCGAUGGCAGCCAUUCUCCUGCAGUCUCCCCAGGUUCAAUGGGCUGUAUUUCUUGAGGAAAUGGAGGGGGAAGAAGAUCAUGUUCGUGGGCGACUCACUGAGUCUGAAUCAAUUCCAGUCUUUGACGUGUAUGAUUCAGGCCUGGGUUCCUAAUUCCCAGAUUUCGUACAUCAAACGAGAUGGUCUUACAUCGGUUAGCUUUCUGGAUUACGAUGUGAAGAUAUUCUUGUAUAGAACUCCAUACCUUGUUGACGUAGUGAACGAGAGAUUUGGAAGACUGUUGAAGCUUGACUCGAUCAGGGGUGGAGAUUCAUGGAAAGGGAUGGACAUGCUGAUCUUCAACACCUGGCACUGGUGGACCCACACCGGAAGAUCCCAGCCAUUUGAUUACAUAGAAGACGGUGGUAAAACGUGGAAAGACAUGAACCGUAUGAUUGCAUAUUACAAAGGAUUAACAACGUGGGCCAGAUGGGUGAAUCGCAACGUUGAUCCUUUCAAAACCAAGGUCUUUUUCCAAGGCAUUUCUCCUACCCAUUAUGAGGGGAAGGACUGGAACCAACCAACACAAUCAUGUACGGGACAGACGCAACCAUUCUUCGGAAUGAAAUAUCCAGCAGGCACGCCUAUGGCAUGGGUUGUAGUGAAGAAGGUCCUUAGUCGGAUCAAGAAACCAGUGUAUUUGCUCGACGUUACUGGACUCUCUCAGUAUCGAAAAGACGCACAUCCGGCCACAUAUAGCGGCCUACACAACGGUAACGACUGUAGCCAUUGGUGCCUUCCGGGUUUGCCAGAUACUUGGAACCAUAUAUUAUAUGCAAAACUCUUCAGUUAAGAACUCAAUGGAAGCUUCUUUGGAGAAAAUUAGGUUUAGGAGAGGUAUAAUUGACUGAUUUUGUAAGGAAAACCAUUUGUUUUCUUUCGACCCUAACGAACUUCCAUUUCUCUGAUUUAUGGUGUGGGGCAAUAAGAGAAAAUUAAUCACAACUGUAAAUUUUAAUUUGUUUGUUUUAGUGGAAAGUUGAACAAAUCUUAUCAGCCCAUGUUGUAAUUUUCUUGUUCUUCUUUAAGUCAAUUACAUUUGUGCGUCAUUUAUAAAAAUAAAUACUCUGAUUUUGUCGCA